Dujonia railenensis is the source of this 3222-nucleotide messenger RNA. Lineage: Eukaryota; Fungi; Ascomycota; Pichiomycetes; Serinales; Debaryomycetaceae. The record is from the annotation of a GenBank genome assembly.
AUGUCCAACGAAGAAGAGCCUCAUGGCAUCAGAUUACCUACUUCAUUAUUAGACCAAAUUCAGCAGAAAGAAGACAAAGGUGACUAUAAGGAAGACAAUUCACGAUUCACCAAGUUUGACUCAAGCAAUAAGAAGAGGAAGCAAGGGCCAGUUGUCUCGAGAAAAGAAAAGCGUCAACAGGAAAGAGAAUUAAAGAAGCAGAAGAGGUCAAAGAAGCAGCAGAAGGCAAAAGAUGUAGCCCUCAGCAAGAGAGACGUAGAUAGUAAGACCAAGAAGAGUAACAGCAAAAAGAGCAAGAAGCUGGACAAGAAGAAAGAAGACAAAGAUACCGGAAAGCAUGAUGUUUCGCAAGGACUUAAUGAAGAUGCAUAUGAUUCAAAUGAAGAUCCAAUGGAAGAACUUCGCAGGAUAAAACAGCUUAAGUCGAAGACCAAGAAGGGCUCUAGCGACCUGGGGAUACGAAUUGUGAAGGAGGAUGAUUUGAAAGACGAUUCAUUCGAUGAAGAUGAUUCGUUUGGCGAAGGGGAAUUUUACUCUGAUAAUAAUGAAAUUGUAGAUGAAGAUGAAAACCUUGGAGAUGAGGUUGACGACAAUCUUGAUUAUGACGAUGACGAUGAGGAAGAUCCAAUGGAACAACUUCGUAAACUCAAGGCAAACAGCAAGAAGAAAAAUGUAGUGCAAGAGAUAAGAAUUGUUAGGGAAGACGACUUAGCUGACGACUCUUUCGACAGCGAUGAGCUCAACGAAGAAGAGGAUGUAAGUGAAGAUCCAAUGGAACAACUUAGAAAACUUAAAGAACGUCUGAAGCUGAAAAAUGUGUCUGCUUCUGAUGUUAGAAUUGUAAAAGAAGAUGACAUGGAAGAAGAUGAUUCUUUCGAUGAAGAUGACUUCGGACAGAGCGAAGAGCUCGAAGAAGAAGAAGAAGAAGAAGAAGAAGAAGAAGAAGAAGAAGUUAUACAAGAGCCUAAAGAAGCCAAGUCUAUAAAGCCAGUAAAGGAAAAAAAGGAAAAGAAGCCAAAGAAAGACUCUGCGCAUGACAUAUUGAUUUCAAGUGGUCAACUUGAAUUAAUGAAGAGAGAUGAAGAUGAUAUGGCUUACUAUGCCAAAAAAUUAGGAUUAAAGAAUGGUAAGAAAGCUAAGUUAUCCAAACAAGGUGAUGAUGAUAUGAUUGGUGGCCUUUUGGAUGGCUUAGACUUCUUAAAUGACUCCUACGAGGAAGAAAAGAAUGAUCUGAGUGAAGAAGAAGAGGAAGAAGAAGAAGAAGAAGUUUCUCUGCACGAGCAAGAUGUAGAAGAUGUGAAAGAAGGAGAAGACAACUCGGGCUAUGUUUCCUUUGAUGAAGGUGACUUUGAUGAAGAUGAACUUAGAGAACUUCGUGAAAUGGAAGAAUUAGAAAACUCUUCCAAUGAUGAACAAGAUGAUGGUGAGACGCAUAUGGUUUCUGCCAAGGAAAAUCCUUAUAUGGCACCUGAGACCUCAACUUCUGGUGGUUACAUCCCCCCUGCAUUACGUAGAAAGAUGGCUCUCGAAUCCAAUGAUGUUUCUGAAGAAACCCUUGAUCUUCAGAGGUCUAUCAAACGUCAAUUGAACAAGCUCUCUGAAGCUAACAUAACAUCUAUUGUAAAUGAAGUGAACCAGUUGUAUCUUCAUAACCCAAGACAAUUGGUGACAGAAAAUUUAACUACCAUUAUCAUGGACUCAAUUCAACAACAAGGUAGACUUUUAGAUACCUUUGUGUACCUUCACGCAUGCUUGGUAGUGGCGAUCCAUAGGUUGCAGGGCGUUGAGUUUGGUGCAUAUUUCAUCCAGACAUUAAUUGAAAAAGUGGACACUCAUCUAAAAGAUCUCUCUGGUAAUAAUAAGGAGAUUUCGAAUUUAAUUUCCCUUUUGUCUUCAGUUUAUACCUUUCAACUCAUUUCAUCCAGGUUACUUUAUGACUUAAUUAAAGAACUUAUCAAUGAUCUUAACGAGUCUAAUGCUGAAUUGUUAUUAAGAUUGAUUCAGAAUUCUGGUAAUCAAAUGAGAUCAGAUGAUCCACAAUCUUUAAAAGAAAUAAUAUUGCUUGUCAAUAAAAAAUCUAGUUCUGGCUCUUUUCAGUCAAACCCUAGAACUCAAUUCCUUAUCGAGACGAUUACAUCCUUGAAGAACAAUAAAUUAAAGGUACACAAUGAAGGCAGCCAACAACUAAUUAUUAGAAUGAAAAGAGUUUUAGGAAGUUCACUUAACAGUAAAAACAAUGACCCCUUACAAGUAUCUUUAGAAGAUAUCAGAAACGUCGAAGAAAGAGGAAAAUGGUGGCUUGUUGGUUCAGCUUGGAAGGGUUAUGAUAAUGAAAAUAAUCCUGUUUCGUUAAAUGGAGAUGGUUUAGACUUUGAUACCCAGGUCUUGAAUGAUAUUUUAGAUAAUGCAGAGCCAAACUGGGUGGAAUUGGCAAGGUCACAAAGAAUGAACACUGACAUUAGAAGGGCAAUUUUCAUCUCAAUAAUGUCUGCUAAUGACUACAUAGAUGCAAUGACAAAAUUAGAUAAAUUGGCUUUGAAAAGAUCCCAAGAAAGAGAAAUCCCAAGAAUAAUAUUGCAUUGCACAGGCAUAGAGCCAAUUUGGAACCCAUACUACGGUGUUUUAGCUAGUAAGUUGUGUGACUCUCAUUCGUAUAGAAAGACAUUCCAGUUCAUGUUAUGGGACUUACUAAAGGAAUUCGAAGGUGCCGAUAGAAAUGGAGGAAGCGAUGAUGAGGAAGAGGUAGAGGAUUUCUUAGGCUUUGAUUCUAACAGUGAUGACAUUGAUGAUGAAACUAAGUUAAAGAAAAUUCUUAAUCUUGGUAGAUUCUUCGGCUAUUUACUCGCAGAAGGUUGUUUGCCUUUAAACAUACUCAGGACUGUAAACUUUUUGACUGCAAAUGGUGACACAUUACUUUUCCUGGAAAUUCUUUUCAUUACAUUCUUGGACAACAUUGCAAAGAAGUCACAAAUAAAUUCAGUUGGUGCCGGAACUAAGACGUCUAUUAAACCUAAGAUGUUUGAUGUAAAGUUUGAACCAAAUGUUAUGAUAGAAAGAGUCGGCAAGGCACAAGAACAACCUGUAUUAUUGAAAGGAAUAGAAUAUUUUCUCAGUACUAAAGUAAAGAAAAGUGCUUUUAUUACUGGAAGGAGGCAAAGAGAUAGAAUAGAAUGGGGCAUUUCGACAAUGAGUGAACUUAUUGACAACUUACUUAAAAACUAA